Xyrichtys novacula (pearly razorfish) is the source of this 6015-nucleotide messenger RNA. The record is from the annotation of a GenBank genome assembly. NCBI's taxonomy places the organism in Eukaryota, Metazoa, Chordata, Actinopteri, Labriformes, Labridae.
UGCAUAAAAGUUUUGUGAAGUAUGCUAGCAGACAGUCUGCAGCUCAAGCAGAAUUUCCCUCAGGAAAGUGAACCAGUAUGUCCCGUCACAAGGAUUUGCUCAUCAAAAAGAGAAAGAGCUUAAAAAAACCCCACUGUAGCUUUAUAGAACACUUGUAUUUUUUUCAUGAGUCCUCAGGGACAGGAAGCAUGCAGUGCAGAAGUCGAGGCGCCUGCCGGCUGCUUGUGUUUCCAGAAGCGACAGUUCAUAUCCUUCCUCCGGAUAGUGGCCACUGUUCGCUGACACCUCUCAGCCUCCAUCUCCUCCUCAUUGAAAUUUAUAUAAACUCCCUAAUUAACUUGAAUAUAGAACAAGACCCAUGGGAGAAAAUCAAUUAGAGCUUUGAUUUAAAAAAGUCCUCAACAAUUGCUUGGAUGAAUUCAAUCUCUGAUGAGAUGAUCUUCUCUGUUGUCUUUGAAUAUGCUGCAGUUUUGAUACACUUUUAAUUCUUUAACUUUCAUGAAAUAAAGAAAUGCCUUUUUGUGCAUUUUCAAUGAAAUUUCUAUCCAAUUCCAGAAAAUAUUUUAGUACAGAAAGUAGGCGUAGUCACCUUGAAUCAUUCAACGACAUAGAAAAUGUUUAAUCGAAUGCCUUAUCACUGUCUUAUUUGGCAAGAUAAAAGCAGGAAACUCCCUCAGAUUGGGAUGGUUCAUGUCUGCAAUUUGUUUAUUUUUCAGGCUUCAAAUGAAAUGAAAGACUGCUGGGUGGAUUUCAGGAUAAAAAGAUCGUAGAAGUCCUUGACAGAAAUUUGGUCCUCCAGGGAAAAGCAUACUUCCUGUUUUUUUUUUUUUUUUCUUCCUGAACCAGAAAAUCCUCAGGUGAACUCAGGCCAUCUUGCUGGAUGAGAAUGCAAAAUACCUUGUCCAGCCCACAGACUGUAUAUACUAUUGACAACUUGGUUCUGCUCUCUGCCAGACAAAAAAAAUUGGGUGAGCUACCCAAUCUUUUUAUGUCCAUAGGCUGUAUCAAGUGUCAAUCUUAUAAAACAUGAACUCCUUAAUAACUUUUAAAAAUGGAGUUGUACAGAAAAAAACGGCUUGAGCACAAACCGGUCUUAUAAUAAUAAAUAAAUAAUUUUAUAUUCUGUGUAAUAAAUUUCUAAAGUUUGUCCACAGCUCCAUAGAGAUUGCUGGAGGAGGCAGGAUUUAUGAGCAUUACUGCAGCCCGUCACCAGAGGGUGCUGUUCUCAGUGUGGCUUCACUCAGCAAGGAGGCAGACGAUGUCCAUUCUAUAUACAUUUUAUGGUCUGGCCACAGGACUGCGUUAAAAUGGAAGCGAAUAGUCUCCUGAGUGAAAAAUGGUCCUGUCAAUAUUGGAAAUAUUUUCCCUGCCUGAUUUACUUCCUACUGUACUGUUUUUCUUACUUUUGUAACAUUUUGCAAGGUGGUUUUGUAUAAAUUAAAAAAAAAAACAACUCUGGAAUUGAAACAGUUCCCUUUAAAUGCCACUAGGGGUCGUCAUCGUGCGACAGUAGCAUGUAGCCUGCUACAUGCUCUGUCUCUUUAAGACAGAUGAUCGCCGACCCAAAUAAAGUCAUCUGUUAGCCUGCUACUGCUCCAUGUUGUCUUUCCUCGCCAGACCUGUUGCUAGUCUCAGACGGCCUGUGGGCUUCUUCUAUACAGCUACAGUCGCAAUGGCAGACGCUCUUGCUAAAGUCCCCGAUGUUGAGAUUGAUCCGGAAGGAACCUUUAAGUACAUUCUGGUCAGGGUGAAAGUAAAAGACGGCGAUGCGCAUAAAGACAUAGUCCGGGGCACCAAAAGUGCAGAGUACCACAGUAAGUUGAACACAGUAGCAGUGCAAAAGGGUGAUUUGUGCAGCUUGAGUUCACACACUGUGUCAAUUCGUGCAGAAAAGUGGGCUGAUUUGAUCACACUAUACAAAUCAGCAUGUGCAGCGAGUAGGCUAUACCGUGGGUUUCUUUUUAGAUAUUAUGGAGGGGCGAGCUCUUUAAGGCACCUGACAAACAAAACCAUGUCUGUUAACUCUUGAAAAUGUUAGUCAUUAAAGUCUACUGCGCCUAAACCAGACUGACCACGUGAUGAAUUUGAAAUACUUCCAGAUCACAUAUUUGAGAAGGUCUGCCCAGCCAUGGAGGCCAUGGGGAUGGAGUGUAAGUGCCUUGGAGGAGGAAAAAUAGAGCACAACAAGCAGGACAAAAAACUAAGGGUGUUUGGUGAAUCAACAGUAAGUUCAUUUGAUUGUAAAGAUGAUAGAAGAUUAAUGGGAAACCUAGCUGUGUUUCACUAUGAUGACAUAAAUCACCUUUUCAUCCCUUUUCAGGGUUUUGGUAAAGCAGACCACUCUGUGUCUGUGGAGAAGCUGAAGAGUGCCUUCAGUGACUAUGAGAUCACCUGGUCAGAUGACAAGAAAUAGAGUAAACCAACAAACAUUCUGUUUUCAAUGUCUGCCUUUAUUUAUUAGUUGUCAGAAAAAUCAGUGAUGACUUUAUUCAUCUGUACAACCAAUAUUUGAUUCAAAUACAUCAUUCUGUAUUGAGAUGUUUUCUUUCUCAUAGUCUUUUCUGCUUUUACUGCAGGUUUUAUCAUUCUUUAAUUCACCUAUAAUGCGAAAGAUUUGGGGUUUGGACCCUGUAAUUCCCUUAAAAAAUAGACUGAGUGGUUUCUACCUUUCUGUUGUUGUUCGAGUUCAUCAGAAUUAAAGGCUAGGCGCCAAGCGUAAAGUCCGUACAGGAAAGGGUGAGUCAGUUGCAAAUCCUAUCAUAUCCUGUGACUCUGAGGGGGAAAGUGUCUUGUUUAGGGAAAAAAGCAGAUAAGCUGGGCUUUCACUUUUCAUCAUUAUUCAAUGCUUUGCUUUUUUCCAUCUAUGAAUCGGCCCAUGAGUGUAAACUUUUCAGAAAACGUCAGAGUUUUAAAGGUUAAACAAUGACAGGGUAAAAAAUAGCUAAGACAAGAAAAAAUAAAUAAAUUAGAUAUGGAUUAAACAUCCUGAGCUGAGUCACAUGCAUGUUCUUUCGGAAAAGGCCACAAACUAUUUAUACUUUUUUCGCCCUCUCGAACACAAAGCCUUCCAAGCUUUUCGGCACAAUGAACCUUUUCCUCUAUUGCUCUGAUAAUAACCACCUCAGAGUUACCAGUGACAAAUAAAUAUUUAAUGUUUUUCUUGGAGAGGUUUAUGCCCUACAUUUGUGCGUACUGAUUCAAAGCAACUUUUGGAUUCAUGUUGUGAUCACUAAUGACAGACAGUGAAUAAAUAAGCUAGUUUUGAUGGCUGCUUGUGCACUUCCACAUUGUAAUGCACAGCUGGUAAUCUGUUUUAUACGGUAAAAAAUAAUAAAUUCGUAGUGGUGCUGCUCGGAGAUAACUGAAAAAAGAUUAAUCUGGGAAAAAAACAGUUAGACUUUUAUUUGUGAAUUGAAACUAGCUGUCAAAAUUCAAACAUCUUAGCUUGCUGCCAAACCAUCUGAAAUGUUCUUUUAUUUCCUAAUUUAUAAAGAGAUUAGUAACUUGACUAUUCUCAGGACAAGCUGCUCAAACAGGACUUGAAAUGACAUGAAAUAAGUCUUUAUUGUGUUUAAGACCAUUCAAGAAAUGUACCUGAAUUUGACUUGUUGGAGUAAGGGUUAACCUGGACUUGUCAGUUCAGUGUGGUUUAUAUCAAGUACAAUGACCAGAAAACAAACAAGUACUCCUUGUAUGAUUUAAGUUUCGCAGUGUUGGAGUGUAGUGACUCUGAUGCUUUCAGCUACAGGGCUAAAUGCUACCAUACUGCAGGAACAGUCAGUUAUUGUUCACAUUUGAGUGUUAGUAUGCGUUUUAGGGUUAAACAGAAUGUGGAGCAGAGUCAGUAUUAGUUUAUCAGCUUUUUGGUCAAAUAACAAGGUCGUGGUUAGAAAUAGACCAUAGAGUGGCACUGGAGGGAUGUACGACGGACGGUUAGGGCCACAUUAAGAAAAAAUAACACUUUGAGAUUCAAGUCAUUAACUUUCGAGAAUAAAGUCGUUACUAAUGGGAAUAAGGUCAUACUAAAGUAAUUACUUACGAGAAUAUAGUCGUAAUAAAAUCAUUACGAGAAUAAAGUUGUAGUAAAGUAAUAACUUAUCAGAGUAAAGUCAGAAUAAAGUCUUUACAUUCUAACCUGUUGUUUAAGAUAACAGUUGUUGAAAUGAGAGCCAUGGAGCGUUUUGUGAAAAUGUACUUCAAUAAAGGUUUCUCAAACAAGGAGAUACUUAAAUCUUUUGGCACAUCAGCACCACAUUAUCAUAAGUAUAGUAGUAGUAAUAGUUGAUUAUGACUUUAUUCUCGUAAGUAAUAAAUUUUACUAUGACCUUAUUCUUGUGAGUUAUUACUUUUUUACGACUUAAUACUCGUACUAAAUGAUUUUAUAUGACUUUAUUCUCGUUAAUUAUGACUUAUUCUUGUAAAUUAAUUACUUUAACCUCCAAGUCUUGAUUUUCUUGAAGUCUUUUUUCUUUUUUUUCUGGCCCUAAUAUUCCUUCGUAGGGAUGUCAGGGAUCUGUUAAGGUUUUUUUUCUUAAAUGGGGGUACCAUUCAUAUGAGUACCAACAUGUUUUGCAAAACUAUCUAUGUGAAGAUAUUUUACAGGAUAUGCAAAGUCAGGGCAGCAUUUAAUCCAGUUUCCCUAAGCUAUCACCUCAAAUGUCCAACAUACUGUAAUUUACGGCACUAAGAAUCAAAUUGUAAGAAUAGACCUGCUCUUUAGAAAGGUGAGUUACGUAAUCUGAUUUGAGUCACAGUUGUGGAACAUUUUAGUCCAUUUCUUUAAAAUGUUUGAAGUAUCAGUUUCAUAUUACUAUCUUUGAUUCCCAAGAGCCUUCACUGCCCCCAAAAAAACUGUCUGCAUCCUCUUCCUCUGGAUUUUCCCACCCAAGGUUGACUCAGUCUUUGAAGGUAAAUGUUUAGUUCCUGUAUCCAAGAACAUUCCCACAUACAUUCCUUUUUACAUCUGUGACUCACCAUGUUAUCGGUAAGUUAUAGCACAGAAAAUAAAAAGGAAGUUCAACAGGUAACCUUGUAGACUACAUGACCAGAAUUAGCUACUGUUGACACAUUGACGAGCGCUCACCUUCACCUUCAUUAGCAGACUGGAACAAUGCAUUAUGCCAAACACCUUGUGACCUCAGAGAAAGAAAAACAAAGCGGCACGGGUCUUUUAGUUUCCAUCCCAAAUCCGGAGCGAGUUUCCUGUAGACUGAUAACCUUUCUAUUAUCUACUCACAGCAAGGUCAAUACUAAAGGGAGAAGUCUUUUACUGUGCAAGACUCAACCCUCUUCUUGGAAAUUUAAAUGGUAUUGUAAGAGCUUAAUGAAAUUUCAAGUAAAACGAACCUUCAAAGGAAACAGACUUAUCUCCAAAAGCAUGGUUUUGAGUCAAAAGAGAGAUUCCCCUUUGUGGCAUCUAACACUUAAUUUCCUGUAUUGUAGUUAAUAUUUAUGCAACUUUUAAUAGUGAAAAUUUAAAUCGAAAACAAAUAAUCAAUAUAUAUAUAUAUAUAUAUAUAUAUAUAUAUAUAUAUAUAUAUAUAUAUAUAUAUAUAUAUAUAUAAAGAAUGCCAACAACCUUAACAAGACUUGAUCUAUUAUCUUUUGCACAGUUUUUGCUUUAAACUGAACCCUGUGUGUUAACUAAACCUGGAAACAGGCUGAGAAACCAAAAGGGCAAUGCAUGUUUUAAAUAUUGUUAGUACAGCCAGAGGACACAGUUUUAAGUUGUAUGUACUGGAAGAUUUUUUCAACAUUUUAUCCACUGUCAUGUUUCAUCCUCUAGAAGGGAAGCUACUAUUGCAAUUUUUCAUGCAAUGGACUUGAAGCACUUUGUAGCUCUUACUGAUCUUGUUUCCUCUUGUCUAAAUCUUUGCUUGUGUUGUCCUUGUUCUCUUAUGUACGUCACUUUGGAUAAAAGCAUCUGCUAAAUGACAUUGUACCAUUUUAACAUAUCCAUUGAAAGAAAAAACUGGAAGGGCAUUUUACAAGGAUUAAAGAGCAUUCAGGAGGGCA